GUAAAGGACAACAUUGCGAAAAUGGCAGCGACCAUGAGCAACGUGGAUGAAAUUCGGAAUAGAGUAAUAUUAGGUGAAUUUAACGUAAAAAAUGUUCACACAACAGAUUACCCUGGCAAUUAUCCAGGCUACGAUGACACAUGGAGUUUGCAGAAAUUUCAAAAGAAUUUUAGGAUCGAUGUGGUGCAAAUGGAUGAAACGUGCAUGGAGUUUGACAUGGUCGGCAUCGAUGCUUCCAUUGCCAAUGCUUUUCGACGAAUAUUGCUUGCAGAGGUCCCUACUAUGGCUGUCGAGAAGGUGUUUAUUUACAACAACACAUCCAUCAUUCAGGAUGAGGUCCUUGCACAAAGGCUAGGCUUGAUCCCUAUCAAGGCUGACCCGAGACUGUUUGAGUACAGAAAUGCAGGGGAUGAGGAAGGCACUGAAAUUGAUACAAUUCAACUUCAACUGAAGAUCAAAUGCACCAGAAACCACCAAGCCACCAAAGACUCUGCUGACCCCCAGGAACUUUACCUUAAUCACAUGGUGUAUUCCAAAGACAUGACGUGGGUCCCCAUUGGGAACCAGGCUGAUGUGUUAGCAGAUGCCAACAUUGGUCCUGUACAUGGGGACAUUCUUCUGGCAAAGCUUCGACCUGGACAAGAACUGGAUAUAGUCAUGCACUGUGUGAAAGGCAUUGGUCAAGACCAUGCCAAGUUUUCCCCGGUGGCUACAGCCAGUUACAGACUCCUUCCUGAGAUCACACUAAUGAAAACUGUGGAGGGGGAGAAAGCAGAGCGUCUGAAACGCUGCUUCUCCCCUGGAGUCAUUGAGCUAGAGAACCACGGAGGAAAGGUUGUUGCCAAGGUGAUGAACAGUCGCUUAGAUACAUGCAGUAGGGAGGUACUAAGACACGAUGAUCUCAAGAAUGCUGUGAAGCUUGCAAGAGUGCGGGACCAUUUCAUCUUUUCUGUAGAAUCCACUGGUAUCCUGCCACCUGAUGUCUUGGUCUCAGAGGCUAUCAAAGUUCUCAUGGCUAAGUGUCAGAGAUUCCUGAGUGAGCUUGACUCCUCAGAGAUGGAAUAACAGCAAUUAAGUUUGACCAAAUGCAAAUAGCCAACCCCAGGGGUUAGACAUGGUUGGCUUGUGUACAACAUUUUUUGGACAAUAAAACACAACACACUUGGAAUGGAAGGACAAUGGGGGAAUACUGAGGAUGCUUUGUUUUUAAAACAACCUUUUGCCAAGUAUGUACCCAGCAUAAGACCAUUUGUCAGGAAGGGUUGUACUGCUCCUGUACUAUACUUUAUUUUGUACUCGGAUGUUUUCCAAUGGGAUGUCUUUAUGGCUGACCCAACAUUAGUACAUUUCUACAGUUGUGCAAAAAUUAUAAGCAGGUUAUUUGUUGAUAGAACGUUUUUGAUGAAGGCAGAGUUGGUUGUCACUGUAAAGUGGCAGCUGUCAAACUGUGCUAAGGUGCAGUGCACUAUGUAUACUUGUAAUCAGUUAGUAGUAUGUAAUGCAUAUUCAAUGUUACUCUUAAUACUAAUAAAGUUACAAAAUGUUAUUUCUA
Molecule: messenger RNA, 1552 nt
Organism: Esox lucius (northern pike)
Lineage: Eukaryota; Metazoa; Chordata; Actinopteri; Esociformes; Esocidae
Gene: polr1c
Product: RNA polymerase I and III subunit C
Exons: 9
Coding region: 22-1065 (347 amino acids)
Biological process (GO): DNA-templated transcription
Cellular component (GO): RNA polymerase I complex; RNA polymerase III complex
Molecular function (GO): protein dimerization activity; DNA binding
Source: RefSeq, a predicted model, not a curated record